Messenger RNA from Mycotypha africana, 441 nucleotides. Its product is annotated as HRDC-like protein. Lineage: Eukaryota; Fungi; Mucoromycota; Mucoromycetes; Mucorales; Mycotyphaceae. Gene Ontology annotation, molecular function: nucleotide binding. Gene Ontology annotation, biological process: transcription initiation at RNA polymerase III promoter. The transcript is spliced from 3 exons. Gene Ontology annotation, cellular component: RNA polymerase III complex. The record is from RefSeq and is a predicted model, not a curated record. Bases 1 to 441 code for a protein of 146 amino acids.
AUGCAGAUCAAAAACGCUCGUUCAGCUUUGUUAUCUAAUUAUGAAGUAUUUCGACUUUUGGAAGAAUCCCAAGCUACUCAAAAACGCUUGCAAAAAGCAGAUCCAACCAUAACAUAUCCUGAACAUCUUAGAACAGUACAAUUUGAGUUAACGGAAUAUUUAAAGGAAACACCAUGCAGUACACAAACUACUGAACAAAUUGCCAAUUUUUUGAAUCAAAUGUCACCGUACAAUUUGACUAAAGCCGAAAGAUUAAUGCUUUUAAAUUUACGGCCGAAAGAUCUCGUGGGUGUUUAUCUAGUUAUCGAAGAAUGUGAAGAGAGAUUUAAUGAGGAAGAACUAGAAGCGAUGCUUAACAUAAUUGUGACAACGUUGCCUCGAGACGACGAUGAUGAAAUGGAGGAAGAUGGCGGUGAAGAGGAGGUGGAAGAGGAAGAAUAA